Panicum hallii is the source of this 1344-nucleotide messenger RNA. Its product is annotated as protein RAFTIN 1A-like. The transcript is spliced from 2 exons. Lineage: Eukaryota; Viridiplantae; Streptophyta; Magnoliopsida; Poales; Poaceae. The coding region runs from base 55 to 978 and encodes 307 amino acids. The record is from RefSeq and is a predicted model, not a curated record.
GAGCCAACAACCGUGCAAUCAGAGCAUAGAGCAAGGUAAGAGCAAUAGCAAAGCAUGGAUCCCUCAACGCUCCUUCUGAUUGUGGUGGUCGCCGGCGCCGCCGCGGCGCACGGUCACCCUGCCACUGACACUCCGGUGGCACAGUUCUGGGAGCAGGCCCUCCCGGGCACGACGAUGCCAGAGGCCAUUGCAGAUCUUGUCAAGAAAGGCAUUGACCACUCGCCGCUCGUGGAGCACUACUUUGCCCUGCCCAGAAUCAGUGUAUGCACGCUCUUCAGCUCUGCUUGCAAUCCGCGGACGGUCGCCGAGACCGGCAUCUUCUUCCACGAGGCGCUGCUGCUGCCGGGCAGCGCCAUGACGCUCUCCUUCCCGGCAGAGGCUGAGGCGGCGAUCCUCCCCCAGGACGUCGCCGGGAAGGUCCCCUUCGGAAGCCUAGCAGACGUCCUCGCCACCUUCAACAUCCCGGCGGGCUCCGACGAGGCCGCGCAGGUGAGGGACACACUGCGCAGGUGCCAGGAGCCACCCGUCGCCGGCGAGGUCAAGGCCUGCGCCACGUCCCUGGAGGGCACCGUGCGGAGCGCCAUGGGCAUGCUCGGCACCGUGAACGGGCAGGGCGUGUGGGCGGCCACGUCGACGCUCCCCCGCAGCGGCCUGCCGCGUCAGCCGUACGUGGUCCGGGCCGUCGCCCCGCUGGACGGCGACCGCUACGUGUCCUGCCACAGGGUGCCGUUCCCGUACGCUGUCUACCAGUGCCACGCUGCGGGGAACGGGUACAGAGCCUACGUGGUCUCGCUCAGAGGCCUCCGUGGCGGCCCGGCGGCCUCCAUGCUGGCGUUCUGCCACGUCGACACCUCCAGCUGGAACCCGGCUCACCCGGCCUUCGAGGUGCUAAACACCCGCCCCGGUGGCACGCCGGUGUGCCACUUCAUGCCCUACGGUGACGUGGCGUUCGUCAAGAAGGCAGGAAGAGCCUAUUAGCUCGCUAUGGGCAAUCUAAGCAUCGCCAUAAAUAAAGUAUAACGGCCACAUAAGGGUGGCGUUCUAUUAUAGUAUUGAGUAAUGACGGUGCUAGAACUAGCAAUGGUGUGUGGUUCAUAUAAAGGGCCUCUAGGUUUGUUUGGAUAUAAUCUUAAGUGGUGCAAGUAUCGGUGUAAAGCCUCGAUCUAUAGAUCGACUAUGGAGAUAAAUUUGUGUCGUCAGUUGCUUGUACAAAAUAAUUGUAUUGUAUAAAUACUAUCAAAUAUGUUUGUGUCGUCAGUUGCUUGUACAAAGCGAUUGUAUUGUAUAAAUACUAUCAAAUUUGUACAAGCAGCCGACGACAUAAAUUUAUAUGCUUGUGCAUUA